This is a messenger RNA of Lycium barbarum (goji berry), 1557 nucleotides long. Its product is annotated as patatin-like protein 3. The transcript has 6 exons. Gene Ontology annotation, molecular function: glycerophospholipase activity; monoacylglycerol lipase activity. Lineage: Eukaryota; Viridiplantae; Streptophyta; Magnoliopsida; Solanales; Solanaceae. Gene Ontology annotation, biological process: lipid metabolic process. The record is from RefSeq and is a predicted model, not a curated record. The coding region runs from base 122 to 1363 and encodes 413 amino acids.
CAAAGAGACGAAUCACUAAGUUUUAGCUUUCUUCUUUUAACAUAACUUAAACCAUUCUCCCUCUCUCCCCCAAUUAUACCAAAAAAUACACACAGUAAACUUUUUUGUUUGGUAAAUCAACAUGGGGAGGAUGGUUAUUAUAGCUGCAGCAAUGGCUUUGUUAGUUACCCUUCAGGUUUUACAACCUCCAUUAAUGGCUUCUGCUGCUACCAAAGGAAAGAUGGUAACAGUUUUGAGUGUCGAUGGAGGUGGUAUUAGAGGAAUUAUUCCCGGCACCCUUCUUGCCUUCCUUGAAUCCAAACUUCAGGAACUUGAUGGACCAAAUGCAAGACUUGCAGAUUAUUUUGAUGUGAUAGCAGGAACAAGUACAGGUGGAUUAGUAACCACUAUGCUUACUGCUCCUAACAAGGAUAACCGUCCUUUAUAUCAAGCAAAAGACAUUUCCAAUUUCUACAUGGAGCAUGGCCCUCAAAUUUUUCCUCAAAGCAGGCGUAACAGCUUCGUGAGGAGGAUCACAAAUUUGUUUGGAGGGCCAAAGUAUGAUGGCGAGUACUUGAGAACAAUAAUCAACUCAAUAUUAGGCAAUCUUACAAUGAAGCAAACGUUGACUAAUACAGUCAUACCAACUUUUGAUAUCAAACGCCUUCAACCAAUUAUCUUCAGUACUGCUGAUGCAAAAGCAAAUAUCUCUAAGAAUGCGCAAUUGUCAGACAUUUGCCUUAGUACCUCAGCCGCACCCACUUAUUUCCCAGUGCAUUAUUUUGAGACCAAGGAUGCUGAGGGUAAAAUACGUACAUUUGAUCUUGUCGAUGGAGGUGUAGCAGCAAAUAAUCCAACCUUAAUGGCAAUAACACACGUUUCAAAACAAAUCAUGACGGGCAACUUCCAAUACGAGGAUAUGGAAAAUAUGGACUGCAAGAAAAUGUUGGUUCUGUCAUUGGGCACGGGUACAGGCAAGCACGAAGAGAAGUAUAACGCUACAAUGGCUUCCAGAUGGGGAAUGCUAGGCUGGGUGUUCAACAAUGGUGCCACCCCAUUGAUAGAUGUUUAUGGUGAUGCAAGUGCUGAUAUGGUAGAUAUACACGUUUCCACCAUGUUUCAGACCUUUGGCAGUGAGAAGAAUUACAUCAGGAUCCAGGAUGAUAAUUUGACCGGGGAGGCUGCAUCAAUGGAUAUUGCAACCACAAAAAACAUGGAGACACUUAUACAGAUUGGUAAUGACCUAUUGAAGAAGCCAGUGUCGAGGGUCAACUUAGAAACAGGCCGAUACGAACCAGUUGUUGGGGAAGGCACCAAUGAAGCUGCUAUAGUCCGCUUUGCUCAGUUGCUUUCAGAGGAAAAGAAGCUCCGAAUGGACAACUAAGAAAGUGCUUUCACACUUCACCCUCACUUGGGAAAUACUCUUAGAAUUUAACACAAUUCAUUCAAUGAAUAAAAGACAAACAAUUUAUAAAAAUAUUCUUUUACCUCCAAUAGUUAAGCUCCUAAAUAGUAUGCCAUGUUGUAAUAUCAAAAUAAACCCUCCAAGGAGGAAAAUAAAAGUUAUGUAAUUUAGCC